AUGGACAAGUUGGCAGAUCUAUAUGUCCGAGAAGUGGUCAGACUACAUGGAGUGCCUGCUAGUAUUGUGUUGGACAGAGACCCAAGGUUCACAUCAAGAUUUUGGCAAGCACUGCAUAAUGCCUUGGGUAUUGGGAGAGCUCUCAAGUCGAGGAAGCUGACUCCUAGAUUCAUGGGGCCAUACCAAAUUACGAGGAGGAUUGGACCAGCAGCUUAUGAGAUUGCCUUGCCACCUCACCUGGCAAAUCUGCACAACGUCUUCCAUGUAUCACAACUGAGGAAGUAUGUGGCAGACCCUACUCAUGUGCUAGAACAAGACGAUGUUCAGGUGUGCGAGAAUCUAACUAUAGGGGUUGGACUGGUGAGAAUUCUGGAUUCUCAAGUCAAACAGCUCAGAGGGAAGGAGAUUCAGAUUGUGAAGGUCCUCUAG
Vigna unguiculata (cowpea) is the source of this 429-nucleotide messenger RNA. RefSeq lists its product as uncharacterized. Gene Ontology annotation, molecular function: nucleic acid binding. The record is from RefSeq and is a predicted model, not a curated record. NCBI's taxonomy places the organism in Eukaryota, Viridiplantae, Streptophyta, Magnoliopsida, Fabales, Fabaceae.